AUGAGAGACCAAUAUGAAGAAGCAAGCAACAUUAUUCCUCAUGUUCUCAUCUUCCCUCUCCCAAUACAAGGCCCAAUCAACUCUAUGCUACAAUUAGCUGAGCUCUUUUGUCUUGCAGGCCUUAAAAUCACAUUCCUCAACACCAUUCACAAUCAACAACGUCUCCUUCGUUGUACCGAUGUUCAAUCUCGUUUCGAGAAAUAUGAUGAAUUAUUUCAAUUCGUUACAAUACAUGAUGGGCUUCCUGAGGAACAUCCGCGUUCCAUUGAACAAUUUGGAGACAUUAUAAGCUCCGUGCAGACCGUGGCGGAGCCUUUCAUUAGAGAAAUAUUGCUUAGUAGACAUAUAACAUGUGUUAUACCGGAUGCAUUGUGUUAUUAUGUAGUGGAUAUUGGAAAUGAUAUGGGAGUUCAAGUUAUUCCCUUUGAUACUAUUAGCCCUUCUUGUCUUUGGGUUUACUUGUGUCUACCAGAACUCAUUCAAGCUCAACAACUUCCCUUCGAAGACGAUAAUUUGGACGCAUUGGUAACACAUAUUCCCGCCAUGGAAGGUCUUCUCCGACGGCGAGAUCUUCCACAUUUUUGUCUCGUAGAUUAUAAGACCGAUCCAAGUUUUCUAGCCGCGUUGACGGAGAUUGAACGGAUCCCACAAGCCCAUGGAAUUAUAUUGAACACAUUUGAAGACCUAGAUGGGCCUUUUCUUUCUAAUAUUCGUUCUUACUCUCCCAAAACAUAUGGAAUUGGGCCCAUACACUUGCAAUUGAAGAAUAAACUUGUUGGACAACAAAUAACAUCAUUAUUGUCCUCAAAUAGUUUGUGGCAAGAAGACCAAAGUUCAAUAAAAUGGCUUGAUGCACAACCUGUGGGAUCAGUAAUUUAUGUAAGUUUUGGGAGUUUAAUAGUUGCAUCAAAAGAGGAAAUUUUGGAAUUUUGGCAUGGUUUGAUAAAUAGUAAAGUUAGAUUUUUGUGGGUCUUGAGGCCUAACAUAUUAAAAGGAAGUGAAAUGGAUUAUAAAUUUAUGAAAGAUAUUAUGGAGGGUUCCAAAGAAAAUGGUUACAUAGUGAGUUGGGCUCCACAAAAAAAGAUACUAGGCCAUCAAGCUAUUGGAGGAUUUUUAACUCACAGUGGAUGGAACUCAACCGUGGAGAGUAUUGUUGAGGGAAAACCCAUGAUAUGUUGGUCUCACAAUGUGGACCAAAGAGUGAAUAGUAGAUUAGUAGAAAAAUUUUGGCAAAUUGGGUUGGACAUGAAAGACAAUUGUGAUAGAUGUACUAUAGAGAGAAUGAUAAAGAAUUUGAUGGGAACAAAAAGGGAUGAGUUCAAGAAAUCAAUUGAUAAUUUAUCAAAGUUGGCAAACUUAAGUGUUGGAGAAGGGGGUUCAUCAAAUAAUGACCUUGAAGCUCUCAUCAAGGACAUUAAGGGAUUUACCAAACUAAAGAAAAUGUGAAGCAUAAGACCAUAGAUGCUACUAUGCAGGACAUAUGUUAAAUUUUGUGUUAACAUAUUUUAGUAUUGAUGAUUUCUCUAUUAUA
Messenger RNA from Solanum pennellii, 1531 nucleotides. RefSeq names its product 7-deoxyloganetic acid glucosyltransferase-like. Gene Ontology annotation, molecular function: UDP-glycosyltransferase activity. The coding region runs from base 1 to 1446 and encodes 481 amino acids. Lineage: Eukaryota; Viridiplantae; Streptophyta; Magnoliopsida; Solanales; Solanaceae. The record is from RefSeq and is a predicted model, not a curated record. The transcript is spliced from 2 exons.